UUAGGUAUACAUAUAAAUACAUCGUGCAACAGCAAACCCUGCAAAUUAAACACUUCCUUCGGCGUUUUGAUUACGACAAGGAGUAUAGGCUAUAUUGUGUUCAGAUAAAAAAAAACAUAGAUUGGAAGCAUAAAAAGCAAACAACUGUUUAAGAUGAUGCUGCUGCCAGCAUUAUUAAUAUGCAUCGCUGCAAAUAUUUGCGUAUUUGCCCAAACCAAUCCUAAAGAAACGGAAUUUUCUCGAAAUGUGCAAAAAAGUGUCAACAAAAUGAAUUUAGACUUCGCUAAAAUCCUCCUGGAAAACUUACCCUCGGAAGGAAACUUUAUAUUCUCACCUCUCAAUAUCUACGGAGCUUUAGCCCUGGUGCAUUUGGGCGCCACUGGCACGACCAGAAACGAGCUUUCCAACGCUUUGGGGUUACCUGCCGAAGAAAACAAAUUAGCCGAAGCCCACGAAAAAUUGGGGAAAUUGCUGAUUGACAUUCAAAUUCGUCAAUCGGCCAAGGUGAACAUUGCUAACCAAAUAUUCACGUCGAAAGGAUUAAAACUCAAAGAUGGUUAUACGAAAGGAACGGUUAAUUAUUAUUAUAUAAGUCAAGCUCAGCGAGUAGACUUCGCGAAAAGUGGACCUGAGGCGACGAAUAUCGUAAAUAAAUGGGUAGCUGAUGAAACGUAUCAACGCAUACCAAAAUUAUUCAGCGACGAGAUAUCAAAAGAUACGAUUAUAUUAUUAGCUAGCGUAUUAUAUUUUGCUGGUAAAUGGUCGGACACCUUUCACGAAAUCCAUACUCAAACAAAAAAUUUCCACACCGGAUUGAAGCAGAUCCCAGUACCGACAAUGAGCAAAAAUGAAUCAGUUCCUUACGUCAGUAAUAAAGAUCUGAAAUUCGAAGCCAUCAGUAUACCUUACGUAUAUGGAGAAUUCUCAAUGCUAAUCAUCCUACCAAACCGAAACCAAUCAGUGAAAACUCUGGUAAACUCGCUCAAAUCGGAACAAAUUUCCGAAGUGAUCAAAUCUCUUGAACUGACAUACGUAAAUUACCAAAUUCCUCGUAUGAAAUUCCGUUGGUCGCAAGAUAUAAAAGAAGCCCUCGUAAAAUUAGGAGUAAAACAAAUGUUCAGCAGCGCUGAACUCGGAAAUAUGGUCGACUUGAAUAAUACACGGGUAUCGAAAGUAACUCACGCAGCUGAAAUUGAAGUCCAUGAAAAAGGAACUGCAGCGAGUGCAGCGACAACGAUACAAAGAAGACUCAUGAUGGGGAAAUUUUACUCGUACACCAGUCCGCCAAUUCCGUUCUACGUAGAUAGGCCCUUUUUGUUUUCAAUUUACCAUAGAGAUACGGGUAUAAUCUUACUCACCGGUACAGUGCAAAAUCCAACAGUCUAUAGAAGCGCUGAUGAGCUGUGUUUUAAGAAGCACGAUUUGUAUGUUUGAUUUUUCUUCAUCCCUUUCAUAAAUUGAAAUUCAACAAUCAAAACGUUUCGACCUUAUUUAUGCUCUUGAAACGUAACGUUCUUUUGAAAACGAAAAAUCAAAAUCAAAAAGAGAUAAAAGGCACCCUCUCCCCUCACCUUUGUUAAGUUUUUUUUCAGAUGAGGUGUCUCGUUUUAAUUGUAAUUAUGUAUAGGGCAAAACGCCCUGACGUCACAAGGUGUAUAAAUGGUGGUAUCUCUUGAUUCCCCUUACAUAUUGUGGGGUACAUGCUAGUGAUUGUUCUGUCCACUUUGCAUUUCGAUAUGCCAAAACUUUCAAACCAUCUCGAGGAUCCCAUUAAUUUAUGGCUCUAAAUUGUAGAGAAUUUUGUCCCCUUUCUAACAGUAUUAAAUUUUUUGAAAUCCGCAAAAGUCUUCCUUGAGAAAAUUUACUUAAGGAGCUGAAAAAGGUAGCCAAUUCAACACAUUGUUCUGUUCACUUUGCACUUUGAGGCCACAGAACUUUUAAACCAUCGAAAUUUGUGCCCUUUCCAACGGUAAUGAAUUUUUUGAAAUCCUCAAAGGUCUUCCUUGAGAAAAUUGACUUAACGAGCUGAAAAAUGUAGCCAAUUCAACAUAUUUUUCUGUACACUUUGAACUUUGAGGCGACAGAACUUUUAAACCAUCUCGAGGACCCCAUUAUUUUAUGGCUCUAAAUUGUAGAGGAUUUUGUCCUCUUUCCAACGGUACUACAUACAUGUUGGUACUACAUUUUUUGAAAUCCGCAAAGGCCUUCCUCGAGAAAAGUGACUUGACGAGCUGAAAUGUAGAAGUAAACGGCAUUGUUUACAGCUAGAUUUGUAAGGUUUAGCCCACAAAACCAAGGGUGCAAGUAUGCAACCUGAAAUACGCGUUUUACCCUAUUCGUUUGUAUAAAUAAUUUAUAAAAUACAUAUUGCUUCAUUUCAUUU
Messenger RNA from Planococcus citri (citrus mealybug), 2383 nucleotides. Its product is annotated as leukocyte elastase inhibitor-like. Lineage: Eukaryota; Metazoa; Arthropoda; Insecta; Hemiptera; Pseudococcidae. Gene Ontology annotation, molecular function: serine-type endopeptidase inhibitor activity. The transcript has 6 exons. The coding region runs from base 154 to 1434 and encodes 426 amino acids. The record is from RefSeq and is a predicted model, not a curated record.